AAAAGAGAGGGCGAAGAGAGAGAGAGAAUAGAAAGAGAGAGAGAGAGAGAAAGAGAGAGAAGAGAGAGAGAAGAGAGAGAGAAAGAGAGAGAAGAGAGAGAGAGAGAGAGCGAGAGA
Messenger RNA from Priapulus caudatus, 117 nucleotides. RefSeq lists its product as uncharacterized. The transcript is spliced from 2 exons. The record is from RefSeq and is a predicted model, not a curated record. Lineage: Eukaryota; Metazoa; Priapulida; Priapulimorpha; Priapulimorphida; Priapulidae. The annotation marks the transcript as partial.